GUUUAUUAGCAUUAAAUAACAAGACUGGCAAGUUAAAUUUUCCUUUUCUAACAUCAGUGUGUGUCGCUUGAAUAACAUUAGACUGUAGUUAUCAUUAUCAUCAUCCCAGGCUGGGGGACUCUCAGCACUUUGCAAUCAGACAGAAUCAGUUCUAUUGACUGUGUGACUAAGCUCGUCCCCUACACCUCUCCAAACCUGUUUCUUCCUCUCUAAAAGAAGGACCCUAGACCUUAGUGCUAGGACUUCCUUUAAGUAUUUUGAAACCUGUAACAUGGAGUAGUUCUGAGUAAUUGUUCUGUGGAGAGGGGCUUGGCAGGCCUUUCCAGAGUCUGCCCCUCUCACUGUGCCACCUAAUUUGGAAUACCUAACAGUGACCCCAAACCUGGCCUUCAAAGCUUGUCACAAUCUUGCCUAUAAUUCAGAGACCCAAAGUCUGAAUUUGGCCUAUGGAUGGCCCAUGUAGUGUGCGUGCUUUAAUUGUUACCAUUAAUAAUUUUACAUAUAAAUUGAGUUCUCUGGGACUCUGCCAGCUAGCUGACCCCCAUCCAACCUUCACACCUGUCAUCAAACAAGAGUGCAGGUUGCCAGCUGCUUCCUUCAAUGAGUCUCCAGCUCACUAGGUCCAUGCAGGCCUUGCUCCCUCAUUUGUAAAUGAGUAGGCUCCAAAUUUGCAAUAUGGCCCUCACCUCUCUGCCUUUGUCCUUUGCCUCAUGUCCUUACAUCUGCACCAUGUGUCCCUCCAAUACUCCUCUUACAACAGUCUCCCUAUGGCACUCUCGGAAAGCCACAUAAAAAGACCAUCUCCACAUUGUGAUUUCUUCAAACUCCUCCCUUGGGCUGGCCAAGAUACAGAGGUGAGAAGCCAGGCAGCCCCUGCCCUCACAGUCCUGCACAGUCCAGACAAGAACUCACCACUUGUACUCAUAUACUCCCCUAGAAGGAUUGGGGGCCUACCAAACACAAUGGUGCCUUUAUUCUAUGCCCCCAACACCUGGCAGGGCUUGGCAGUUAGGAGCACAGUAAGUGGCAGCUUCUAUUUUAAAGGUAGUUUCGUGAGUUUAUAGAAGUUCUUUCCAUAUGUUUGCAGUAAAAAUUUCAAAGGUAACAGAAGCUCAUUAAGUGAAAGGAGGAUGUGCCCUUUUCCUAGCAUGUCCCUAUUCCAUUCCCCAGUGUGGGCUCUGUUGUAUGAGAGUUCUUUCAUUCUCUAUAUAUGCAAAUACUCUACACACUAUUCUGCAGAUGUGUUUUUUUAAUGAGAUAAUCGAAACCAAAUGAAAUAAUACAUGUAAAGUGCUUAGAUAACUCCUAGCAUUGCCAGCUACUAUUUGUUAGUACACAACAUAUGGCUUUCUUAAUCAGUAUCUGCAGAUCUCCUUUUAUUAUUGUCCCCAGGAUGAGGCUAGGGAAGUCCCUGCAGGAACUCCAUAAUGGGGAAAAGGGUGAUAUGCACUCUCCCCCAAGGUAGGGGUGGUUGGUCUAACAGAAGCCGAAUGAAAAAGGUUUACCUAUGUUUGGAGAGGAGAAAUAAGGCACCCUCCCUCUCCUUUGCUGAGAGCUGAUUAGUGACAUCCAAUCAUCUGAGGUAGGGCAGGGCUGGGGAGGUGCUCUCACUACCUAGUCCAGGCCUGAGAUUGCUGAGCACUGCUAGGCAAGGCCUCCUCUCCUGCCUACCCAGUGGAUGGGGGAGGUGCUGCUCAGGCCUGAUGCUGAUCUUUCCUGACAGCUGCUCUAAGGUUGGCAGGGCGGGUAGGCAGGGGAAGGGAACAGAUUUAAAGGUCCAGCUGCCUCAGCCCCUGCCAGAUCCGGGAAGCAGACGCUGGCUGCCAGAACUAGCGGCAUCCACCAUGCGAUUUCGACGACUGACCCCUGGCUAUUUCCGGGUGCUACAGAUGCAGAUAUCUGGGGAACUGAAGGCAGAGCCCCAGAGUCCACUGACUGGGAUUGUGGCUACACUGCUGGCUGUCCUCGGGCUGGGUGGCUCCUGCUAUGCUGUCUGGAAGAUGGUGGGGCAGCGGCAGCCACCACAGGCCCCAUGACAAAGUGGACAAAUUCUCAUCUGGGCCCUGGGGGUAUGUGACUCAGGGCUACAAUCUUGAGAGCCCACUUCUUUUCUGGGGUGGGGUGGGGUGGGGGUGGUAUCACUCCUUGCCCUGAUUAUAACCAGGAUCCUACUAUAAACCUCAUCCUAAUUACUGCUGCACCCCACCCGACAGGGGACCCCACCUUCCCACUGCACCUGGGAUCCAUGUAGGGUGCUCCAGCUCAGAUGACAGGACUGCUGAGAGAAGGUA
Messenger RNA from Manis pentadactyla (Chinese pangolin), 2291 nucleotides. RefSeq names its product ZNF593 opposite strand (gene ZNF593OS). Lineage: Eukaryota; Metazoa; Chordata; Mammalia; Pholidota; Manidae. The record is from RefSeq and is a predicted model, not a curated record. The coding region runs from base 1704 to 2036 and encodes 110 amino acids. The transcript is spliced from 3 exons.